Molecule: messenger RNA, 1461 nt
Organism: Musa acuminata AAA Group (dessert banana)
Lineage: Eukaryota; Viridiplantae; Streptophyta; Magnoliopsida; Zingiberales; Musaceae
Product: BTB/POZ domain-containing protein At1g21780
Exons: 4
Coding region: 192-1190 (332 amino acids)
Molecular function (GO): protein binding
Source: RefSeq, a predicted model, not a curated record
CACAUAUUUCCAAUUUGAUCACGGAAACAUUUCAUCUAUAAAAGAUGGAAGGUGAUAUGAUCCGUUCCUUCAUAUAGCAGCAAUUGCUUUGGGAGGAGACAUAUUAUGACUACCACCCCAAUUUGUGUUGUGUGUUGCUAAGAGUUGACGCGUCACCGACCAGCCGACGCUGGGCAGGCAAAGCAGUGGAGAUGAGCGGCGGAGAGAGGAGCGCGAGCGACUCCAAGGUGGAAACCAUCUCAAGGUUGGCGCAGUGGAAGAUCGAGAGCUUCGGGCCCUGCACCUAUCGCCGCUCCGACGCUUUCAAGAUCGGCAUCUGGAACUGGUACUUAUCCGUCGAGAAGAAUCGGUACGUGCACAUCCGGUUAUUCCCGGAGCCAUCCCGCGUCUCCAAGGAGCAGCCACCCGUCGCCAAAUUCGUGCUCCGUGUCUCCAGCCCUGCGCCUGGUCGCCGCCCCUGUAUCUCCCCUGUUAAUGAGAAGCUGAUCCGGAGCAGUGAAGAUUUUGCUUGGGCCAUUGAUUCUAACUUUCUUGGGCGUUUUACAAUUGAUGUAGAGUUUCUGGACUUGAAGAUACAUCCCCUGGAUGGUGGUGAAGCUUGUUCAAUAUGGCCUAAUGAAGGGAUGUUGCAGUCUCUUUCAAGCAAAAGCACUUUGCGAUGCCUCUCUCGUAUGCUUGAAGAUGGUAUUCAUGCAGAUGUUACCAUCAAAACAUCUGAUGGUGUGCUGAAGGCCCACAAGGCUGUGCUUGCUUCAAGCUCUCCCGUUUUCGAAAGCAUGUUCCUGCACGAUCUCAAGGAAAAGGAGUCCUCCACAAUCAAGAUAGAGGACAUGUCACUAGAUUCAUGCUCAGCUCUUCUUGGUUACAUAUAUGGGACAAUUAAACAGGAAGACUUCUGGAAGCAUCGCCUCGCAUUGCUUGGUGCAGCGAACAAGUAUGAUAUUGCUGACCUCAAGGACUGCUGUGAGGAAAGUCUUCUGGCGGACAUCAAUUCCAGCAAUGUCCUUGAAAGGCUCCAUGAAGCAUGGCUGUAUCAGCUCAACGAACUAAAAAAAGGGUGUUUGAUGUACUUGUUUGAUUUUGGUAAGAUAUAUGAUGUGAGGGAUGAAAUGAAUAACUUCUUUCGCCAUGCUGAUAGAGAGCUGCUUUUGGAGGUGUUCCAAGAAGUCCUGACAGUUUGGAAGCCUUAAUAACAUGUCGUGGUGAGAUCGUCAACUCGUUGGAAUUUUCCAGGACUCUGAUAUCGCCUUGCUAUGGUAGAGGAUUUUUCUAAAGUCAUUUAAAGUAUGUUUUUUGAUUGUCCAAUAGGUGGUUUUGUAAAUUCAUAUAUGCUUUUCCUUGCAUGGUUUGCGAUGGUGGUUACCAUGUAACUGGGUUGUGGUGCUUUGUAUGUGUUAAUUGUCCUUUUCGUUGUAAUGAAUUCUGGUUCUAUGUGAGAAUAUUGUUAUUAUUGUUCGCUAA